Messenger RNA from Humulus lupulus (European hop), 1120 nucleotides. RefSeq names its product guanine nucleotide-binding protein subunit gamma 2. Gene Ontology annotation, biological process: G protein-coupled receptor signaling pathway. The transcript is spliced from 4 exons. NCBI's taxonomy places the organism in Eukaryota, Viridiplantae, Streptophyta, Magnoliopsida, Rosales, Cannabaceae. The record is from RefSeq and is a predicted model, not a curated record. The coding region runs from base 569 to 886 and encodes 105 amino acids.
CAUAUAAAUCUUAGAACUUUUUGUUUUGUCUUGUUCUGUGCCUGAGUUGAGUCCAACAACCCAGAGUUGAAAAAGAAGAAUCGCGUGGGGGCUGUUGGCUGUACAAAGUUGGAGAAGACCAAACCAAAACAGUCUCAAAGGAGAGACAAAAGAAAGACACAGAAAAUAAGAGAAAGAAAGAAAGCACAGAAAAGAAUACUAGCUUUCAUCCAAACAAAACAAAACAAAUGAAAGAAGAAAGGAAGUAAAAGACUUUCCCUUUUCCUUUCUCCCUUUCCCCUUUUUCCUUUUAAAACAUUGGUUUUUUUUUAUCAAAUAACAGCCAAAACCAGAUACCCAAAUUCUCUUUUCUCUUAACUAGAUCCACCUCUUUGUGUUUUGGUUCACCAAACCUCGUGGGGUCCAUGAAAAAUUUUCUGGGUCGUCCUUCUUUUCCACUAUAAUGGCUUAUCUGAGAUGAUCAAUUUGUUUUCUUCUGGUGGCCAAGCUGUUCUGCAACUGUGUAAUAAUAGGUAGGGUCUUUUCAUUGGCAGGCUUUGGCUGUGACUUUGACUGUUACUGAGCUAAGAUGCAAUCGGGUGGGUCCGAAACCGCCAGUCCGACUACCCAACGGCUUCAAUCCUUGUCAUCUGCUGAUACUAGAGGAAGGCAUAGGAUACAGGCUGAGCUUAAGAGGCUCGAGCAAGAAACAAGAUUCUUAGAGGAAGAGCUUGAACAGCUUGAAAGAAUGGAAAGAGCCUCAGCCUCAUGCAAUGAAAUGCUGAGUAAUAUAGAAACAAGGCCUGAUCCAUUACUCCCAGUAACACACGGCCCUCUUAAUCCGUUAUGGGAUCGAUGGUUUGAAGGGCCCCAAGAUUCAAAAGGUUGCAGAUGCUGGAUCCUGUGACGGCUAUCGAUAACUUCAACACCUCCAUCAUCAUUUGUUAACAAUGGCUUUGAUUUACAAGCGUUUUACAGUUUUAGAUUUUUUUUUCAAUUCGUUGCCAAAAUUCUAUGAAAAAUACGUCAGUGUGCAGAUGUUAGUUUAUAGCGAUACUUUAUCAUUUGGUGAGCAUUUAAUGAAAUGGACACCAACUUGCAGAGUGUAACAAUUUUUCAAUUGAAGCGUUUCUUUUUGUAA